Pleuronectes platessa (European plaice) is the source of this 5051-nucleotide messenger RNA. RefSeq names its product basonuclin 1 (gene bnc1). Gene Ontology annotation, cellular component: nucleus. The coding region runs from base 346 to 3588 and encodes 1080 amino acids. The record is from RefSeq and is a predicted model, not a curated record. NCBI's taxonomy places the organism in Eukaryota, Metazoa, Chordata, Actinopteri, Pleuronectiformes, Pleuronectidae. The transcript has 5 exons. Gene Ontology annotation, biological process: regulation of transcription by RNA polymerase I.
UCAACACACACACACACACACUCAACAUCUUGAGUAGUUUAGAGCCAGUCCACGACAACAUGAGAGGAGUGAAAGCAGAGGAUGUGUGUGUGCGUAUGAGUGUGUAAUGAGAGUUAAAGCAAAGUGACUUCUGUUUUUUGGUGAGGGCUGGUGGCUGAGUGUGUCUGCGUGAGAGAGGAGAGAGAAGCAGAGUAGAUGUGUGUCUAUGUUGUUGAACAAGACGCUGCUGGGUGUGAUGGCUCUUUUGCAUUAGUACUUGUGCGGACAGGAGAGUUGGAGACCGUUGUUUUGUGGGAAUCGCAAGGAAUGGCAAACUCCACGGUAUCCUUGGAAACAUCCGACUAAAUGAUAAUGGCUGAGGCUAUCUGCUGCACUUUGGUGAACUGUAACUGUGACAGCUUUAAGCCCGGAAAGCUGAAAAGAAGGCAGUGCGAAAACUGCAAGCAUGGCUGGGUAGCACACGCCUUGAGCAAACUUAAGGUGCACCACAUGUACCAGAGCAGCCAGGUGGAGAUUGUGCACUCCAACGUGGUGUUCGACAUCUGCAGCCUGAUGCUGUUUGGAACCCAAGCCAUCCCCAUUCGCCUCAAGAUCCUCCUGGACCGGCUCUUCUCUGUUCUAAAGCAGGAGGAGGUCAUCCAGAUCCUCAAUGCCCUUGACUGGACCCUGCAGGACUACAUUCGAGGAUACGUGCUCCAGGAUGUCGCGGGAAAGGUACUAGACAGGUGGGCUAUCAUGACGUUCGAGGAGGAAAUCGCCACCCUACAACAGUUUUUGCGUUUUGGUGAGACCAAGUCCAUUGUAGAGUUGAUGGCUCUGCAGGACAAGGAAGGCCAGGCUGUGUUGGUUCCAAGCACCCGCACCAACUCAGAUAUCCGCACUUUCAUUGAGCGCAACACCCCACGCACUGUUGCCAGCCUCUCCACAUCCAAAGCCAAUAAAUUAAGCAGUAACAGCAUGCACCACUUUGAGAACUUUAUCAAUAGCAUGGCCUUCAUGCUGCCAUUCCAACUAUUAGGCUCUGUUCCUGCACCAUUUCUAGGCUCACCAACAGGGCCACUGCAGCAGCAGCAACACCAACAACACCAGCAGCCAUGCUGUGGGUCCUUGGAGCAGCAGAGUCAAAGACGAGAUGAUCUAGAGCAGGAUGACCUAGGGAAGGACAACACUCUUUCACGACAUCCAGAAAGCAGUCUGCGAUGUUCCAGCUCUCUCUCAUUCACAACUGAUCGAGAAAGAGGUGGAGACAAACUUAUCAACAACCUCUCCACCACCACAAAGAUUGAGGCAGAAGACUUCUCCACUAGCGACAACUACUCUGACGGACCCUCCACGCCAUGCACACCUUCCAUGAGCUCUGAUGUAACACAAAUGUCACCUGAGGGGAAACUGCGCUGCUUGGACAGGAACGGGAGCAAUUGUGUGGGGGUCUCAGGGAGUGGUGGGUGUAUAGGCUCCCUGAAGAAGGGUCGUGUAUAUUGUAAUGCCUGUGAGAAAACGUUUUAUGAUAAAGGCACACUGAAAAUCCAUUACAAUGCAGUGCACCUAAAGAUUAAGCACAAGUGUACAAUUGAGGGCUGCAAUAUGGUGUUCAGCUCCUUGCGCAGUCGCAAUCGCCAUAGUGCUAACCCAAACCCACGGCUUCAUAUGCCCAUGAAUCGCAACAACCGUGAUAAAGACCUGCGGGGCAGCAUAUCACCUGAUGAAAGCUCUCAAGGAGAAAAGAGGUCUGAAUAUGGCACACCCAUCCCUGUCUGCUCUGCAGAAAGCCAUAAAUCUGUGUCCAGCUACAUGGUGAGCCAUGUAGAUAUUGGCUCAAAGCUCCACAGUAGCUCAUUCCCCAGCAUGGGCCAGAGUGGCAUCCUCUUUCCCAACUUGAAAACAGUGCAGCCAGUUCUGCCUUUCUACCGCAGUCUAGUUACUCCAGCAGAGCUUGCCAACACCCCAGGAACAUUACCCUCUCUUCCUAUUUUGUCCUCCUCUGUACCAGUCAAACCCAUCACAGCCCUUGAACCCUGCAUUACAGACCCGAUACCAAAGAAAAAGUCACGGAAGUCGAGCAUGCCAAUAAAGAUAGAAAAGGAGGCAGUCGAAAGAGAUGAUCGGAUAGAUAAGGAGAGCAGCUCUGAGGAUGACAUUCCCUUACAUAGCAGGGACCAGGAAGAGUGUGAGAGUAUCAAAGCUGAAGGGCCUAUGUGUACAAGAGCAGGUGGAGAGGAGAAGGAGUUGAGCGGGGCUUACACUUGUGAAGUAAAGGAGAGGGACAUCCCCAAAAACCUGUUGGACCAUACCUUAGAUAGAGAAAUGAAAGAGAGGAACAACCAAGAUGAUAGGCCAAGGCAAGCUGAAACACAGGUAGUCACCCGUGCAUCCUCCCCCUUUGAAAACAGACUGAUGGAGAACCACUGUGAAAACAAUUUACUAUGUCAUGAAGCCAAUGAAGAAAGGGUAGACAGGGAACAUGCAAACUCACUACAUGCACCUGACACAUUUUCAGAGCUCAAGUGGGACGAGGGUGAGCAUAGGGUGAAAAAUGGGGGCACUCUCCAGCUCAUAGACCAAGUCAGGGAAGAGGCUGAUGGGUGUGUUGAUGAUUAUAGUGACUCAGGGUUAUCUCACUAUGAACCCGAUGCUGACCUGCCACACCACUGUGAAAUUUGCAGUAAGACCUUUAAGAACCCCUACAGUGUCAAGAUGCACUACCAAAAUGUCCACCUGAAGGAGAUGCAUAUGUGCACAGUGGAUGGCUGCAAUGCUACCUUCCCCUCACGCAGGAGCCGAGACAGACACAGUGCAAAUUUGAACUUGCACCACAAGCUACUGACCAAAGAAUCCUUUAGCCCAGCCAGCACACUAUACCUGCCCUCAUCCCACAGUAGAGACAGAGAGUCUGUUUGCCUGGACUACAGCCAGGACCGGGAUAGAGACCUACCCCAUCGAGACCCAACCAGCCACACCUCUGUCAUCUUCCGAGGACACAACCGAAUGGGUCUGGUCUUCCCUAUGAGCAAAAUGUGUACUGCACCAGACAGUGCAGAGACAUUGCCCUUAGGAGAGAUGGACGGAUUAGGAGGGGGAGGGGGUGGAAGUGGGGAGGAUGGGGCUGUCCUGGACCUAAGCACCUCUUCUUCUGCCCCACCCCGUGGCAGCAGCAGUGCAAGAUCUUCCUGGGAUUCCGAUGGAGCCGGCAGUGAGGAAAGGGAAGGGAUUGGGGAGAAUGAGGAAAUUCUCCCCAUGGAGGACAGUGAUGAAAGCUGCGAUGGGAUUGGUAUGGGAAGGCCUGGGGGCGAAGAGUUGUCAUUCGGGGGGGAGAGGACCCUCAGCAGUAUUGUGGGAGGACAAGGCGGGCUUCAGGGAAGUGGGGGUGGAUCUCCAAUAACCUGCCACAUCUGCCAAAAGGUCUAUAGCAACAAGGGCACAUUCAGAGCCCAUUACAAGACUGUCCAUCUACGACUGCUUCACAAGUGUAAAGUCCCUGGCUGUGAUACUUCUUUCUCCUCUGUGAGAAGCAGAAACAGGCACAGCCAGAACCCGAACCUGCACAGGAACCUUGCUGUCAGUUCAGGUGCCCUAAUGGACCAGGAGUAGGGUCUUAAGAUCAUUCCCACAUGACUGAUUUCCUUUGUUCUAUUUGUCUUGUUGUUGUUGUUGAUGUUGUUGUUUUCUUUUGGGGCGCCUAAAAAGGCUAACCAAUUAGCACUUUUUAGAGUCUGUAAUAUCAUGAUGUAAUAUUUUGUAAAAACCAAGAGCAAAAAAAAGAAAGUCCAAUCAGAAUUUUAUUUGUUGCAGCAAACACAAUCUCCUUUUGGAACAAUCACCUUUGUCUGCGAAUCUCAAUAUUUCAUUGUAACGCAGUACUGAUUUAUACCUAUUCCUUUUCCUUAUAGCCCAGUUUAUACAUAAAAAAAUGGCUGUAUUGUCCAAAUAAGAGUUGAAUCAUGUCACUGUACCCUGAGACGUUUGUUUUUCCAGUUUUUUUUGUCGUCAGAUGUCCACAUUGUCCCUGUGAAGCUGUGCAUUAUGCAUUGAUCAAACGCAGUAGUGAAGUGACGUCUUCAUCUGAUGUUUCAUUCGUGUGGACAAUGGUCUUCAAAAGAGUCUUUGUUAAAAAGCUUUCAUGUUGUGAACUUGACCAAUAAGUUAUUGUAUGGUGUUGACCUUAUCUGUCUUUACUGUUUUAGUUGUUCCACACUGCUAAUGUUUACCAAAGAUUUUUUCCGACCACAGGUGUGUAUAUAAGGUUCCUCAUAUUGUGUGAGGGGUGUUCAGUAUUAAAAGGAGGCCAGCCAGUCUUCUCUCGUCUACUUUGUGAUUAUCAGCAGUAUUUAGACUUGGGCUCUAUUGUAACAUACAAUGAUAUUCACAAAAUAAACCAACAUAUUAACAAAAACCUUUGACUGAUCAGGGUGAAAGAAAUCUGGAUAUUGCUGAUGUUUCAUUAUGAAACGUGCUCAUGGGACUAGACUUGAUUAAGGCAGUGCUCUUGUAUUGUCUUUGGGGUUUCUUGCAGUAUCUUGACUGACUAAACAAACAGACGGAAGUAAUGCUGUAUUUGGAGACUACAGAAGCAUAUACUAUGAAUGAGUCAGACACUGAGAAAUAACAAUGGAAAAAUGUAAUUUUUAAUGAUGAUCACACUGUUAAAGGAACGGGUGAACAAAAUGUUUAUUAAAUUGUAUAUUCUGUGAAUAGAGUAAUUUGUUAUUUGAAAGAAACCAAAAAAAAUAUACUGUAUAAAAUAGGUAAGGUUCACCAUUAAUAUUAUACGUUUUCCCUUUAAAAAAAUAAAAAAUGAGUGAACAAGAAAUUGUGUUGUAUUUGUAUGAUUACUUCACCACGGUUUACCGUUCUGGUUUUUCUCUAUAUUCUGCAUUUUUUGUUUCAUUCUGUAUUUAAAUGCAGUGGACCCAAUUUAAGAUCCUGUUUGUUGGUUGUUUGGAUUAGUUUAAAAAAGGAGCGAAAAACCCACCCAUGUUGAUAGGUGUUCAUGUUUCCUUUGAUUUAAUGUUACAAUAUUCAUUCGAAUUAAAUAAAAAGCCAUAUGUUUGCAA